Alosa alosa (allis shad) is the source of this 1362-nucleotide messenger RNA. Its product is annotated as short-chain dehydrogenase/reductase family 42E member 1-like. The record is from RefSeq and is a predicted model, not a curated record. Lineage: Eukaryota; Metazoa; Chordata; Actinopteri; Clupeiformes; Clupeidae. Gene Ontology annotation, biological process: steroid biosynthetic process. Gene Ontology annotation, molecular function: 3-beta-hydroxy-Delta5-steroid dehydrogenase (NAD+) activity.
CUACAUUACCGCCAUCGCAGAUAGGGGGCAUCCCACGAAGAAGUUACUGUCAAGGAAGUGAUGCCCCUGGAAGACUAUGGAAAGUACACAGACUGAGACAUUCCUUAUCACUGGAGGAGGAGGAUAUUUUGGCUUUCGUCUUGCAUGCAAACUUUACAAUAACGGAGCCAAAGUUGUUCUGUUCGAUGUGCAGCCCCCAGGCCAGGACUUACCAGAGGGCAUGGUGUUCCACCAGGGAGACAUUCGGGAUUAUAACCAGGUGCUGAAGGUAGUCUGUGGAGUAGAUUGUGUGUUUCACAUAGCCUCUUAUGGUAUGUCGGGGAGAGAACAGUUAAAUCGACAACUGAUUGAGCAGGUGAAUGUGAAAGGCACUGAAAAUGUCCUCAACGCCUGUAUAGAGUGCAGUGUUCCCAGAGUAGUCUACACUAGCACCUUUAAUGUGGUCUUUGGUGGUCAAGUCAUCGAGGGAGGGGAUGAAACUCUUCCGUACCUGCCUCUCCAUCUCCAUCCUGAUCACUAUUCUAGGACGAAAUCCCUUGCAGAGAUGGAGGUGCUCAAAGCCAAUGGCACUGCUCUAACAAAUGGCCUGGGUGUAAUAAGAACCUGUGCCCUGCGCCCAGCUGGAAUAUAUGGCCCCGGAGAGCAGAGACAUCUGCCAAGAAUCGUGGGCUACAUUGAGAGUGGAAUCUUCCGGUUUGUGUAUGGCGAUCCUAGCAGUCUGGUGGAAUUUGUCCAUGUUGAUAACCUGGUGUCAGCACAUGAAUUGGCAGCCAAGGCCUUGACAAAGGGGGAGGGAUACCGUGCCGCCGGCCAGCCCUACUUCAUAUCUGAUGGCAAGCCUGUAAACAAUUUUGAGUUCUUUAGACCUUUGGUGGAAGGUUUGGGGUACACAUUUCCUAAAGUGCGUUUGCCUGUGUCUCUAAUAUAUUUCUUUGCAUUCCUCACCGAGAUGGUUCAUCACCUAGUGGGCCCCAUCUACAACUUUCAACCUUUGCUUACUCGCACAGAAGUCUAUAAGACUGGGGUGACCCAUUAUUUUCGAAUGGAGAAGUCCAAGAAAGAGCUGGGGUAUGAGCCUCAGGAGUAUACUCUAGAUGAAGUUGUGAACUGGUUCAAAAGUAAAGGCCAUGGCAAAAAAAAAAAAGCUUCCUCAACAAAACAGUUCAUCUUGGAUGUUUUAAUUAUAGUUGCCUUUGUAGCUGUGAUACUCUCAUACCUUCCUGUCGUUGGACAGUGAGUUUUAAAUUUGACAGACACCAAGAAUCUUUUGUCUCCGGCAUGAAAGCAAACUCAUCCUGCAUAGUGUACUUAAACUUAAAUGGGCUAAAAGUAUUGAAGUAUUUCUUAUACUUUAAAGUACUA